This is a messenger RNA of Geodia barretti, 954 nucleotides long. NCBI's taxonomy places the organism in Eukaryota, Metazoa, Porifera, Demospongiae, Tetractinellida, Geodiidae. The record is from the annotation of a GenBank genome assembly.
CUGUGGGUCGUCCUCGGCGCCAUUUUCGUCGGCGCGGUGCAGGACUUCGGCGCGCUGGCCGUCUCCAUACGCGCCCGGGCAUGUCCGAUAGGCAAGGUCACGGAGAGUCUCAUCGGACCGCGGGCCAAGACGCUGUUCCACAUCCUCAUCUUCUUCCUGAUCACCCUGGCGAUGGGUGUGUUCGUGCACAUCGUCGCCACGCUGUUCUCGCCCGACUUCUACCCGCACCUGCUGCUCUAUCUGGGCGUCGCGGCGAUGUACGCCGGCUUCUUCCUGACCAAUCCGUCGUUCGUCGCACCGGCGUUCGAUCCGUACCCUGCCGGGGCGCCGCCCAUGUUCCCGUUCGCCUUCAUCGUCAUCGCCUGCGGCGCGGCCAGCGGAUUCCAUGCCCUGGUCUCGUCCGGCACGUCCGCCAAGCAGCUCGACCGGGAGUCGGAUGCGCGGCUGGUAGGUUACGGCGCGAUGCUGGGCGAAUCGCUUCUGGGCCUGAUUGUGGCGGUGCUGGCCUGCACGGCCGGCUUCGUCUCGCGGGAGGCAUGGCUGGCCCGCUACGAAAACUGGCAGCCGCCGGACACGCUCGCCGGCAACAUCGCCGCCUUCAUCACCGGCACGACCCACUUCCUGUCCGCCAUCGGCUUCUCGCCCGGACUGGCGGCCGCCGCGGUCACGGUGCUGAUGGUGUCGUUCGCCCUGACGUCGAUCGACUCGGCCACGCGGCUGCUGCGCUACAACGUCGCCGAGGUCGGCGGGACGCUCGGCGUGGAGCUGCUCCAGAACAAGUACGUCGCGUCGGCAAUCGCCGUCGCGGCAUCUGGUUCUUCGCGUUCUUCCAGGUGGAGGGCGAGUUCGCCGGGUCUGGUGCUGUGGCAGCUGUUCGGGACGACCAACCAGGUGCUCGCGGCGCUGGCGCUGCUGGCCAUCACCGUCUACUGUCCGCAGCGGACAGCCGAUUGA